Messenger RNA from Coffea arabica (coffee), 3630 nucleotides. RefSeq lists its product as uncharacterized. Gene Ontology annotation, biological process: DNA repair; telomere maintenance. Gene Ontology annotation, molecular function: DNA helicase activity. Lineage: Eukaryota; Viridiplantae; Streptophyta; Magnoliopsida; Gentianales; Rubiaceae. The record is from RefSeq and is a predicted model, not a curated record.
AUGUAUAUCAAAAUAGAAUCCCAGAGGCUUGACUAUUACAGAAGCCGACAACAGUUAAUAAGAAGAGAGGAACUUCAAGGCAUAAUGGACAGUGUCAUCGCAGGACAUUGCCAAGGAUCCAAAAUAGGUCAGCGAGUUAUCCUUCCAGCAUCAUUCAUAGGUGGUCCUCGCGACAUGAGAAGAAGAUAUGUUGAUGCUAUGGCUCUCGUGCAAAAAUUUGGCAAACCAGAUCUAUUCAUCACUAUGACAUGCAAUCCUUCAUGGCCUGAGGUGAAAAAACACAUGCUCCCUACUGAUGAAAGUCAUAACAGACCAGACUUAUUGGCUCGAGUUUUCCAUGCUAAGCUUGAUCUUCUGAAAGAGCAACUCUUCAAGAAACAAAUAUUUGGAUCAGUCGCAGCAUAUACCUAUGUUGUUGAGUUCCAGAAACGUGGUCUACCGCAUGGUCAUUUCCUCAUAAUCCUAGAGGCAGCUUCAAAACUUUAUUCCACAGAAUCUUAUGAUAAAAUCGUCAGCGUAGAAAUUCCAGUUAUAACAGCAAAUCGACAUUUAUUCAGUAUGGUUCGAAAGCACAUGAUCCAUGGUCCUUGUGGAGCACAAAAUCCAGAUAAUGUUUGUAUGCAAGGAAAUCAGAGGAAAAGAUGCAGAAAUAAUUAUCCAAAACCAUUUGCUCAGACAACCUUUCAUGGCAAGAACGCGUAUCCUACUUACCGAAUGAGAAAUGAUGGACAGAAAAUAAUGGUUUGUGGCCAUCAGCUUGAUAACAGAUGGGUUGUUCCACACAACGGAUACUUAUUAGCAAAAUUUGAUUGUCAUAUAAAUGUCGAAAUCUGCUCCACUGUGAAAGCUGUCAAAUACAUAUACAAAUAUAUAUACAAGGGUCAUGAUAGGAUUCAUUUCAGAGUAAACUCAGAUAGUUGUGCUGAAGGCAAUAAUAACUCUCAAUCUCUUCCAAUCGAUGAAAUAAAGGACUUCCAAUCAGCUCGAUGGGUGUGUGCAGUUGAAGCAAUUUGGAGAGUAUUCAGAUUUAACCUCAGUGAAAUGCACCCUUCUCAUCUUAACUGUACAUACAAAGAAUUCCCAGAGCACUUCGUUUGGUACCCCGGAAGGAAGAAAUGGGAACCUAGAAAGCAGAAGGACUGUAUUGACAGAAUUGUCGCAGCAAGUAUAAAAGAAGGAGAACAUUAUUUUCUUCGACUACUCCUAACACAUGUUAAAGGCCCCAAAUCAUUUGAAGACCUCAAGACUUUCAAUGGAACAUACGUCAACACAUUUCGUGAAGCAGCAAUUUUCAGAGGAUAUUUUGAAUCAGAUACAUCACAAGAAAAAUGCCUUGAAGUAGCCAGUUCAUAUCAAAUGCCAUACAUAUUGAGAAGGCUGUUCGCAACUCUGCUGGUACAUUUUCCUCCAUUAAAUGCUAGAAAGCUAUGGAAAAAAUUUGAAUAUUGUCUAUCAGAAGAUUUCAUCAAAAUAUCAGAAAUAUCAACUGAUGAAAUACGAUACAAGGUUCUUGAGCAGAUAAACAGUUUUCUUGAAUCAAUGGGAAGAGAUAUCAACUCAUAUGCCCUGGUUCCAUAUCCUCUAAAUUUUAAUGAUCUGAACAAGAACACGAGGGACACAAUAGCAGAAACAAGAAUUACUGUGCUAGAGUCUGAUCUCCAAAGAAUUGAUCAAUUAAACAAUGAUCAGAAAAUUGCCUUUGAUAUAAUCACUCAUGCAGUAUUCCAGGAAAAACAUGGAUGCUUUUUUGUUGAUGGACCAGGUGGAACGGGAAAAACCUUCCUCUAUCGAGCAUUAUUAGCUGAGGCAAGAUCCAUAGGAUUCAUUGCGCUGGCUACAGCAUCAUGCGGAUUAGCAGCUUCAAUAUUGCCUGGUGGAAGAACAGCUCACUCAAGGUUCAACAUACCACUAGAUACAACAAAAAAUAAGAAUUGCAGAAUCAGCAAACAAAGUUCAUCGGCAGAACUUCUGCAAAAAGCCAGUCUUAUAAUUUGGGAAGAAGCUCCAAUGACAAAUAAAAGUUUAAUAGAAGCUGUUGAUAGAUUACUCCAAGAUCUAAUGGACUCGAACGCCUUAUUUGGAUCCAAAGUAAUCGUUUUCGGAGGAGAUUUUCGACAGGUAUUACCAGUUAUUCCUAAGGGCACAAAAUCAGAAUUCAUUUAUGCCAGUAUAGUCAAAUCAUAUAUAUGGCCACACCUCCACAAGCUUCAACUCACAGAAAACAUGAGAGCAAGGGAUGAUCCAGAAUUCAUUGAAUAUUUGCUCCGUGUUGGAAAUGGAACAGAACCUACUGUCAACAAUGACUGUAUACAAAUACCUCCAUCAAUGCUGAUAAGAUAUACAAAUGAUGAAGAUUCAAUCAAAGAGCUGACUACCACGGUAUUCCCAGAUUUGACAAUAUUCUCUCAUCAUGAUUUCUCGGCUGUAAACCGUGCUAUACUCACAACAAAAAAUGAGUUUGUUGAUCAGAUUAAUCAGCAGCUCAUACACCAUAUGCCUGGUCGAAUUCAAGAAUACAUUAGCCGAGACAAAUGUAUUAAGGAUUCUGACCAAACAAUCAUGGAGGACUUCAUAAACGCCCUAACACCAAAUGGAUUUCCACCUCAUAAAUUGAUUCUGAAGCCAAACACUCCAAUUAUGCUACUCAGAAACAUUGAUCCAUCCCAAAGACUAUGCAAUGGGACAAGGCUCAUCUGCAAAUCUUUAAACUCCAACGUCAUACAUGCAACAAUAAGUUGUGGAGAAUUCACUGGCAAAGAAGUCUUCCUUCACAGAAUCUGCUUCAGAAUAGAAAAUGAUCCAGAGUCACCAGUAUCUUUUGAAAGAAUACAAUUUCCUAUUCGACCAUGCUACGCCAUGACUAUAAAUAAGGCUCAAGGGCAGACCCUAGAUUUUGUGGGAAUAUAUUUACGUGAACCAGUUUUUUCACACGGCCAGUUAUAUGUAGCAAUGUCAAGAGCCAAGAACAAGACUUCAAUAAAAAUUCUGAUCAAACCAGCUAUAUUCAGCACUGGAGUAGACUCAAUAACACAUAAUGUAGUAUAUAGAGAAACAACGAUAGUCCAAGUCCUUGAUAAGCAGAAACCCCUACUAUCAAAAGCAGUAAAUCGUUAUCAGAAGCUUACUCUGAUUGAUAACCAGGGCAUUACAGUGGAAGUUAUGAUAUACAAGUCAGAUAUAGAAUUCUUUCGCAACCACUUCAACCUGUACAGACGUUACAUGGUAUCCAAUGCAAGAGUUGAAUACACUCCGCCGGAAUACCGUGCACAUGAAAAUCAAUGCACCUGGUAUAUUGACAACUCUACUGUUGUCCAAGCAAUCGAUGAAGCAAGCUCUCCAGAAAUUCCCCCUGUUUUCACAUUCACACCUUUCAGAAGAUUCUAUCAACACAUUGAUGACGCUUCAGACAUAGAUACCCUUGGCAUUGUUACACAAAUUCAUCCGCGAAAUCACAGAGGACCUACCCCAACCAGAGAGAUUGUGAUCAUAGAUAACAGCUUCAUGCCAGUCAUCUUAACUCUGUGGGGUGAGCAUGAAACAGAUGAAGGGCAGACUAUUGCAAAUAUCAUUCAAUCAAUGCCACUCAUUGUCGCACUUCGAGUGAAAGUCUCAUCCUAUCACAGUAAGUAA